This is a messenger RNA of Salvia hispanica, 778 nucleotides long. Its product is annotated as nascent polypeptide-associated complex subunit beta-like. NCBI's taxonomy places the organism in Eukaryota, Viridiplantae, Streptophyta, Magnoliopsida, Lamiales, Lamiaceae. The record is from RefSeq and is a predicted model, not a curated record.
AUUAACAUAGAAAGCGUGUUUGUGCUCUUGCAAUUGCAUUUGGGGCUAGGGUUUUACUAUUUGGUUAUCCUCUCUUUGGCACUUGCACCUCUCCCUCUCUCUCCACUGUGCUUCUUAACAUUUUCGCAGAGAUGAAUGUUGAAAAAUUAAUGAAGAUGGCCGGUUCGGUCCGCACCGGCGGGAAGGGUACAAUGAGAAGAAAGAAGAAGGCUGUACACAAAACGACCACAACAGAUGACAAAAGGCUUCAAAGUACCUUAAAGAGAGUAGGAGUGAACGCCAUACCUGGAAUCGAGGAAGUUAAUAUUUUCAAGGAAGAUGUAGUUAUACAGUUUGUCAAUCCAAAGGUCCAAGCAUCUGUUGCUGCCAACACCUGGGUUGUUAGUGGCACUCCUCAGAACAAGAAAUUGCAGGACAUUCUUCCUCAAAUCAUCAACCAGUUGGGUCCGGAUAACUUGGAGAAUUUGAAAAAGUUAGCAGAACAGUUCCAAAAGCAGGCACCAGGUGGUACAGCUUCUGGCACUGGUGAAGAUGACGACGACGAUGUACCCGAACUUGUAGCUGGUGAGACGUUUGAAGCUGCCGCAGAGGAGGAACACAAACAGACCUCUUGAGGACCUCUAUUUUCCAGUUUUUGACCGUCGCUUACAUUUUCCAUGUUUCUGAAAGAUCUUACAUUAUGAGCCCUAUUUGCAAGCUAGUUUCUAUGUCACCAUAUUUUGAAUGAACGUUCUAUGUAAGCAAAAUAUGAUUGAAUCAAUAUGCCUUGUUCGGUUUA